GGCGGGGCCAAGAGCUCGGCCACGGUCAGCCGCAACCUCAACCGCUUCUCCACCUUCGUCAAGUCCGGCGGGGAGGCCUUCGUGCUGGGCGAGGCAUCGGGCUUUGUGAAGGACGGGGACAAGCUGUGCGUGGUGCUGGGCCCCCGCGGCCCCGAGUGGCAGGAGAACCCCUACCCCUUCCAAUGCUCCAUCGAGGACCCCACCAAGCAGACCAAGUUCAAGGGCAUGAAGAGCUACAUCGCCUACAAGCUGGUGCCGAGCCACACCGGGCAGCAGGUGCACCGCCGCUACAAGCACUUCGACUGGCUCUAUGGGCGGCUGGCCGAGAAGUUUCCCGUCAUCUCCGUGCCCCACUUGCCGGAGAAGCAGGCCACCGGCCGCUUUGAGGAGGACUUCAUCUCCAAACGUCGCAAAGGCCUGACCUGGUGGAUGGACCAUAUGUGCAGCCACCCCGUGCUGGCUCAGUGCGAUGCCUUCCAGCACUUCCUCACCUGUCCCAGCACGGAUGAGAAGGCCUGGAAACAAGGCAAGCGCAAGGCUGAGAAGGAUGAGAUGGUGGGUGCCAACUUUUUCCUGACCAUCAGCGUCCCCACGGGCCCUGGGGCCAUCCUGGACUUGCAGGAGGUGGAAAGCCAGGUGGAUGGCUUCAAAGCCUUCACAAAGAAGAUGGACGAGAGCGCCUUGCAGCUUAACCACACGGCCAAUGAGUUUGCCCGCAAACAAGUCACUGGUUUCAAGAAGGAGUACCAGAAGGUGGGGCACUCCUUUAAGUGCCUCAGCCAGGCGUUUGAGCUGGACCAGCAGGCCUUUUCAGCUGGCCUCAACCAAGCCAUAGCCUUCACUGCAGAAGCCUACGACGCCAUUGGGGACCUCUUUGCAGAUCAGCCCCGGCAGGACCUAGAUCCUGUGAUGGAUUUGUUAGCGCUGUAUCAGGGGCAUUUGGCCAACUUCCCAGACAUCAUCCAUGUGCAGAAAGGAGCCCUUACCAAAGUAAAGGAGAGUAAGCGGCAUGUGGAAGAGGGGAAGAUGGAGCUCCAAAAAGCUGAGGGCAUUCAAGAACGCUGUAACAUUAUUUCUUUUGCAACCCUAGCAGAAAUUAAUCAUUUCCACAAAAUCCGUGUGAGGGACUUUAAAUCACAGAUGCAGCAUUUCUUGCAACAGCAAAUACUCUUUUUUCAAAAAGUGACACAAAAGCUAGAAGAAGCUCUUCACAAGUAUGACAGUGUUUAGUCUCUGAACUAUGAUCUGUGGACUUCCCCGAGCAUGAACAUGACCCAGGCGGCAGAGCGAAUGCUGCUGCUGCUGAAGAGCUGUUGCCAGUGGUAGACGGUGGUACAAGGAUGGUUUUGAGUUCACCUGGAACCCCAGUUUAACCUCCGAUUAUGUAGAAAGGAAACAGUUAUAGGGCUAUGUAGUAGAAACAGUACCACGCAUUGUAACUAAGUUAUACUGUGUAUGCCUACACUACCAUUGUAACUUUUUUUGAAAUAAUAAGUAUACUAUUUGCCUUAUUGCUUUUUGAAAUACGGUAUUUUAGUGCAUACUUUGUAGACCUCAACACCCUUUGGGUCUUUAAGGAAGUUGGCUAGAUAAAAGCCUGCUUCAGAUGCCUUUUUACUUUCCUAGAUCUGGAUUUCCUAAAUUCAAACAAUUCUCUGUUUACAGACUCCUACUAGAGCAGCUAUGUGAUUCUGUGCCUUUAGACUCUAUUUUUCCUUUUCUAGUAAGUCACAUUUUUAUGAUUGAA
This is a messenger RNA of Opisthocomus hoazin, 1747 nucleotides long. It is a transcript of the gene SNX18, whose product is annotated as sorting nexin 18. Gene Ontology annotation, molecular function: phosphatidylinositol binding; protein binding. Gene Ontology annotation, cellular component: plasma membrane; cytoplasmic vesicle. Lineage: Eukaryota; Metazoa; Chordata; Aves; Opisthocomiformes; Opisthocomidae. Gene Ontology annotation, biological process: protein transport; cleavage furrow formation; plasma membrane tubulation. The record is from RefSeq and is a predicted model, not a curated record.